AUGUGUGACACUUGUGCCCUCAACUUCGACAGUAACAAUACCAACGACUGUCUCACAAUCUCUCCAAGGACUAGAGUACUAUCUGCAAAUCGAAUGCUCGACACACGCUAUCAGGACAUCGCCGAUGCGACUGCGUUUUUGCGUCGACUGUGCCACCUGACACCCGACUUCCUUGACGGUCCUACCAAGUCUAGGCUCAGAGAAGAGGCAGAACAACUUAAAAAGCUCAUUGAUGAGCUGAAGACAAAGCUACAAGCCCUCGAAGACCGUCUCGAUGAGGUCCAGUACGACUUAUCCAGCCUCGUUUACCCCGUCAACACUCUCCCUGCCGAGACCCUAUGCCAAAUCUUUGCGGCAGCCCUGUCCACUGGUAUUUCACCUCGGAGCCGGCGUCGCGUCACAAUGAUCAACCGCCCACGCUUGCGGAUUACCGCCGUUUGUCGGUAUUGGCGCAGCAUCGCAAUCGCAGACCCGCACUUGUGGACACAGACAUACUACUUGAUCAAUAGCAACAACCCUCAGCGCGACUUGCUAUUCGAGAACUUCCUGCCACGCACGCACAGCCUCCCCAUCAAAUUCACCCUGAUAGCUCGCGCGGGAUCGCAAUCACUUCCCCAUUUCGUGUUUGACUCUGUUGCACAGUGGAAGGAAGUGUGCCUGAUAAACGUGUACUGGCCACGAAAUUGGGCGCCUAAUACGGCAACCAAUCAAGGAAUUGAUUGUCCUCAGCUUACAAAACUUACCUUCGACGCAACAAAGGACAGAGCGAGUACGCCCCAGGAUUUGUUGAUGAAUGCUCCCUGUCUCCGCGAGCUUUCUACCUGCACUAUAACCGACUUAUUCUCUCGCCUCUCGUUUCCUCCACAGCGACUGAAGAAAUUGACUCUUCUUCAACCCGUAAAUUAUAAGGAGCUUAUCCUUCUGCUCGCACAACUCGUGGGCUUGGAAGAGCUCUCUAUCACCAUGUCGUCCCCCCAUGGCUGGGAAGAUCGGGAUUUAAGAUGGGGCUUGCGGCCACUGGCACCUGUACGAUUGCCCUGUCUGUCAACAUUGUUGGUGGCCGAGGGCCACAUCCUGAAAUUUCUCGAUUUGCCGGUCCUCACGACGCUGCAUCUCUUGCAGUGCUAUACAGAAGAUGUAAACCUUUUGGGAGCCUGUAUCCUCCGAUCUUCAGCAAACAUAACCUCUCUGUUCUUGGCACCAAUCAACUCUAUUGCUUACAUCACUGCCCUGUCUUCCCUGCUCAGCUCACUCAAACACCUGGCUUUAACCCUACUCGACAUGAACCCUGACGAGGCAUUACAAUGUUCCGCGAACUUCGCACGCCUCGAUUACCUUCCCAACCUCGAGUCGAUCUCCUUCAUUGACAAUAGACCCGAAGUAGCAUUUCUGUGCGGCAGCAUUCGGCCUUUCCUCGAGGGGAUUGCUAUGAGAGCUGCAAAUGCGCUGCUCAGCGGCGCUCCACACAGGAUGAAACUUACUCGGCUCGUUCUCGACUCUCGCGCGCCGGGGGUGAUUCCGGCUGAGGAUAUGCGCGAUCUGGCAUACCUGCAAAGAAGGUUACGGUCACUGCGUGCGAAGCAGGACAAGAAGACUGAGACUAGGCACAUUUAA
Molecule: messenger RNA, 1614 nt
Organism: Mycena indigotica
Lineage: Eukaryota; Fungi; Basidiomycota; Agaricomycetes; Agaricales; Mycenaceae
Product: F-box domain-containing protein
Exons: 2
Coding region: 1-1614 (537 amino acids)
Molecular function (GO): protein binding
Source: RefSeq, a predicted model, not a curated record